AUGAAAACCAUAUCUUAUUAUGGUAUAAUCAUAUUAAAUUAUUUGGUAGUGGUUGGUAUAUUAUUCAUUGUUUUCCAUCAUCAUAACAAUUUAAAUUUAGACUAUACGAAAUUAUUAAGCGAUGUAUUUGCUGGUUUAAUUUUAUCAAUUAUCAUUUAUAUAUUAAAAUUUACUCAUCAAUUAGGAAGCUUAAAUAAUAAUAAAGAAUUAGGUGAAUCGAAUUUUGAAUCAUUUUAUUUACCAAUUGUUGAAGAGGUUAUAAAAAUCUUAAUUGUUUAUUAUCAAUUAAGUAAAUGCGAAAUUUUUAAUGUUUUAAAUAUUUGUUGUAUUUGGUCAAGUUAUGUUGUAGUUACAAUGCAAAUUUAUUGGUAUAAUCCAAGAAAUUAUGAAGAAAAGUAUGCUAAAUUCUUAAAGUUUUAUAAAUUAUGGAUUAAUCAGACAAAUUAUAGACAAAAAUAUUCACUACAAAAUGAAGAUGAGAUUAAAGAAUUGUUGCAAAAUUUAGAAUAUUGCAAUAAUAAUACUACAAACCAGGAAAAUCCAAAAUUAAGACACUCAACCCUGAGCGAUGAUUCAGGUAAAACAUUGAUUAAUGAGACAUUAAAACUGAAAAUCUCUGUUAAGAACCUACCUAUUGAAUUUAAAGUCUCAAAAGAUGUUACAGCUUCAAAAUCAUUACCAUUGAAUAUAGAGAAGAACUCGAUGGUAAAAAAUUAUCAAUCAUGUCAAGACUUUAUCGAUAAAUUAUAUUCGUUAUCACCAAAAAAUACAUAUCAUUUAAACAGAGCAACUGCAAUUGCUUUAGAAGAGGAAGAAAUUGAUAAUUUUGACAAAUCUUCAUUAUCUGAAAUACCAGAAGUUUAUGAAAAUGUUGAUGAUGGAAGUAGUAUUAGAUCUAUAGAAAUACCGAGAGUCAAUAUUAAAACAAUAGAACUUUCAUCACCACAUCCUGCUACCUAUUCAUUUAAAUCAGUUAUAAAUUGGUUUUCUUGGUUAUGUCCACCAUUAUUUUCAAUUGGUGAGAAACAAGACAUUAAUCAAUUCCCAAAUGAAAAUUAUCCCCUACUUAAAUCAAGUCUAUCAAGAUAUGAUUUAAACAAAUCAUUAAUACCAAACCAAAAUUUUCAAAGAUUUCAAAAUUUUCAAUUUUUCCUUAGUUAUUAUUUUGAUAUUUCAAUUCUGAUAAUUUCAAACUUAAACAUAGAUCCGGUAUUUAUAAAAUUUGGAAUUUUAUUAGAUAAAAUAUCAUUCUGGUUCAUCUUACUUGAUGAAUUAAAUUAUAUUAUAUGGCAACUUUUACUAUUUUUGAACAUAAACAAACUACUAAAUGGGAAUUUAUUCAUUAUUUGUAUCAUUAUAUUAAAAUUAUUCAAACAGAACUAUCUAACAACACUAAAGUGUAAGUUUAAUUUACUAUUCCAAACAUUUAUCAACUUACUAAUAUCGAUUAUAACAAUUAUAGAGUAUUUAUAA
Molecule: messenger RNA, 1473 nt
Organism: Insectozyma verbasci
Lineage: Eukaryota; Fungi; Ascomycota; Pichiomycetes; Serinales; Debaryomycetaceae
Source: the annotation of a GenBank genome assembly